AUGUCGUACACGAAUGUCCCCCCUCGUCGAUCUGCUCUGGCUCGCAGAUCUUCGGCCCCUCGUACAUCUGCGAACUCAUCUCGCAGUCCCUCACGAGUCAGGUUCCAGGAUGAAGCCGCUUCUCGUUCCACCGAUGCUCGAGGAAGGUUCCAAUCCAGCCCUGCCCCUCAGGAUUACGAGGUCCCGAUAUCCCGGGAGCAAGCUCGUGAUUCCAGUGGUGGCUCUCCACCGGAGUGGAACUUCCCUGUCUACCAAAAUGACUAUCCCAGCGACCACCCUGCCGGCUGGAGUCCUACCCAGGACGUAGAGCCCAGUCAGCCGCAACGUACCGCCGAGCACAGUCGAGUUUCCUUCAGCGCUCCAUCCCGGUCAAUCGAAUCUCGACGUGGGUCAGACGAGAGCGAGAGUACACUCCAUGAUGAACCUCUCGCUGACGAUUCCAAAUACUCCCUGUCAUCUUAUCGUCAUCCGUACGAGAUCCGCCCACCCUCUGAUGUUUACACUGGGCCCCAGUCAUCCCCUCGCGGUGCGACUCUUCGUCGCAAAGUUAGUUUCGCAGACGACGAAAACUACUACCACGAGAAGGGAGAUGAGGACGAAGAUGACCGUGACAUUGAAGGCGGAUGUGACUUGGGUGACAGAGACGACAGACAGCGCGGAAUCCUCUCAAACUUGAUUGAUCUCUAUGGGCUCAAUCAACGUUCCGAAGAUGACGCAGACAACGAUAACUAUGGUACGGUCAGACGGAGGACACCAGGGACAGAGAGACCAUGGCAUCUUCGUCGCGUGGACUCUACCGCGUCCAACAACUCUCAGGUCAUCGACCCGGAUGACCCAACCGUCACUGGGGAGCGUAAGAAUUUUCUUGAUGAUCCUGAAGACAUAGAAAAGAACUGCCUCCGCCAAAUGAGCUACAAAGCUCGUAGGAAGGAGAGGAUGCGCAUCAAGAUUGAAUUCAACAUCACGUCCGUGUUGAACCGACAGAUGUUCUUGAUGCGACUUGCGAAAGCAUUAAUGAUAUUCGGUGCUCCUUCGCAUCGAAUCGAAUCGCAGCUGCUUUCCGCCGCGCGGAUUUUGGAGGUCGAUGCCGAAUUCAUUCACAUUCCUGGUGUCAUUAUUUGCUCCUUCGGUGACCAGGAUACGAAGACCUCAGAAAUGCACUUCGUGAAGUGUGCCGGUCGUCUCGCGCUUGGCAGCCUUCAUGAAGUCCACCAAAUUUAUCGUACGGUGGUGCACGAUGAAAUCAGCGCAAAGAAGGCAACGGAACAACUCAAUGUGCUGCUUGAUUCGAAACCGCUCUACGGCGCGAUAUUCCGCAGUUCCCUGGCGUUCUUCAUCUCCGCCUUGAUUUGCCCACUUGCAUUUGGUGGAUCGUUUUUGGAUAUGUGGAUUGCUGGAGCAGGUGCCACCAUCCUGUCUAUCAUGCAAAUUGGAGUCGCAUCCAAGAGUCAGUUGUAUGCGAAUGUCUUCGAAAUCACCGUCACCAUCUUCAUCUCCUUCCUCGCCCGCGGUCUGAGCAGUAUUCGCAGUCAGAUAUUCUGCUACACUGCCAUUUCCUCUGCCGGUAUCGUCGGUAUUCUUCCCGGUUACCUCAUUCUGAGCAGUUCUCUUGAGCUGGCCUCAAAGAACAUUGUUUGCGGUAGCGUGAAGAUGGUUUAUGCUUUGAUUUAUACACUAUUCUUGGGUUUCGGCUUACAGAUUGGUUCUGAUCUCUAUCUACUCUUCGACCAAGGUGCUCGCCAUGACCUCGCAACUCUGGCGGCUCGCAUGACGACUGCGGUCACUAUCACCGGUACCUUCCUCGCCGAUAAUGCCACCACAACCAAUGCUACUGACGGGGCCAGCGCGUUACAAGGAACCUUCACUUUCACAAACUCUACACCUUACAUCGUUGAGCACAUCAUCACAGGCUGCUACCGGCCCCCGUCCUUCCCAUGGUACCUCCAACCCUUCCCAUGGUGGAGCCAGUUCAUUAUCGUGCCCACCUUCUCCAUUCUCUCUUCGCUCGCGAAUCUGCAGCCCUUCUGGACUGUAGAACUGGUCGUCAUGGUCGUCAUCUCGUGUGUAUCCUAUGCCGCGAACAAGAUUGCGAACCACUUCAUCUUCAAUCGCUCCGAUGUCGUCUCCGCCAUCGGAGCGUUCGCGGUCGGUCUGCUCGGUAACAUUUACUCCAGAAGGAUGGGGGGUACCGCGUUCACGUCCAUGGUCACCGGUGUGCUGUUUUUAGUGCCUUCUGGUCUGUCGCAGGCCGGAGGUAUUACAGCACAAGGCAAUGGUAUUGACAUUGGAGGUGCCAUGAUUUCAGUCACGAUCGGUAUUACCGUCGGACUGUUCAUGAGUCAAGCCAUCGUCUAUAUGUUCGGUUCCCGAAAGAACGCUGCUAUUUUCUCCUUCUGA
Messenger RNA from Sparassis crispa, 2397 nucleotides. RefSeq names its product Pheromone-regulated membrane protein. The transcript is spliced from 6 exons. Gene Ontology annotation, biological process: transmembrane transport. Bases 1 to 2397 code for a protein of 798 amino acids. Gene Ontology annotation, molecular function: transmembrane transporter activity. NCBI's taxonomy places the organism in Eukaryota, Fungi, Basidiomycota, Agaricomycetes, Polyporales, Sparassidaceae. The record is from RefSeq and is a predicted model, not a curated record.